AUGUUAAGAGAUAAUGAACCAUCGUUCGUCAAAACUACGGCAAAGUUUGAAAGACUUGGAGCCAUUCGCGAACAAAGUGUGCAUGUUGUGAAAGGUCACAAAUUUCUGGCACGGUUUUUUAAGCAGGCUACGUUUUGUGGGCACUGUACAGAUUUUAUAUGGGGCUUUGGAAAACAAGGUUUCCAAUGCAAAGUAUGCUGUUUUGUGGUUCACAAACGCUGCCAUGAACUCGUUCUCUUUCCUUGUCCCGGGUCGGACAAAGGUCCAGAAACCAACGCUGCAGGCCUAAGUACUAACAAUUAUGAUAUUUAUAACGAUUCAGUUAAGGAAGCUAAAAAUCUUGUUCCAAUGGAUCCAAACGGACUUGCUGAUCCAUAUGUAAAGCUUAAGUUAACUUGUGAUGGCGAAAGAAAUCGAAAAUUCAAAACGAAGGUAGUCAAAGCCUCUCUCAACCCGGAGUGGAAUGAAAAAUUUGUUAUAGAAAUAGGCCCGGAGGACGAGUCGAAACGUCUGAUGAUUGAAAUGUGGGAUUGGGAUCGCGCCUCACGAGACGAUUUCAUGGGUGCCCUCUCUUUCGGGGUGUCGGAGAUUGUCAGACGCCCUGUCGAUUGCUGGUUCAAGUUGCUGAGUAGGGAGGAGGGCGAAUUCUACUCCAUUCCUUGCUUCGAUGCCAAGACGAUCGCUUUCUUGAAUAUGAGUCGUGCCAAAUACGAGAAAUCUAACGGCACCAAUUUGGGCAAAGACGACAACCGCGUACAGAGUAAACAGGAUACCCUUCGAGUUACGGAUUUCAAGUUCCUUCGGGUCCUCGGAAAAGGAAGCUUUGGGAAGGUUAUCUUGGCAGAGCACAGGAACACCGACGAGGUGUAUGCAAUCAAGGUGUUGAAGAAGGACAUCAUAAUCCAGGAGGACGAUGUUGAAUGCAUAAUGGUGGAAAAGAGGGUGUUGGCUCUGCAGCAAAAGCCUCCAUUCAUAGUGCAACUUCACUCCUGCUUUCAAACCAUGGACCGAUUAUUUUUCGUCAUGGAGUUCAUUAACGGUGGCGACCUGAUGUACUGGAUUCAACUUGUUGGCAAGUUCAAGGAGCCCGUCGCCACCUUUUACGCGGCAGAAGUUGCUGUUGGCUUGUUCUUCCUUCAUUCCCAUGGCAUCGUGUACCGAGACCUCAAACUGGACAACAUACUCCUCGACCAUGAAGGUCAUGUGAAAUUGGUCGAUUUUGGAUUGUGCAAAGACGGAAUUGUCGGAACGACUAAAACGCGAACCUUCUGUGGAACCCUCAAUUCCAUGGCGCCAGAGGUAAUUCAGCGACAACCCUACGGAGCAUCUGUAGACUGGUGGAGUUUCGGCAUUCUCAUUUACGAAAUGCUUGUUGGUCAGGUAUUAAUUUCACCCAACGCCCAUUCCUCUAUUUACAAUCCACCGUUUUCAGGAGAAGAUGAGGAGGAUCUCUUUCAAGCCAUCCUCGAGACAACUCCGUCCUUUCCACGUAAUCUGUCAAAAGAGGCCCUCAGCGUUUGCCGAGGCUUUCUUAACAAGGAUCCCAAUUCUCGUCUCGGCUGCAGUCCGGCAGGCAGCCUGGAGAUCCGCGAUCAUGUCUUUUUCCGAAGAAUAAACUGGGAGCUCAUAGAAUUGAAGGCUAUUCAACCUCCAUUCAAGCCUUGUGUGUGUGACAAGCAAGACACGAGCAAUUUCGAUUCUGCCUUCACCAAUUUGCCAACUGAACUUUCGCCAACAGACAAGCUGUUCGUCAUGAACCUCAGUCAGACCGAAUUUGCGGGUUUCUCUUUUGUUAAUCCCGAGUUUGUGAUUGAAGUAUAA
Messenger RNA from Echinococcus granulosus, 1821 nucleotides. Its product is annotated as Protein kinase C, brain isozyme. The coding region runs from base 1 to 1821 and encodes 606 amino acids. Gene Ontology annotation, biological process: protein phosphorylation. Gene Ontology annotation, molecular function: ATP binding; diacylglycerol-dependent serine/threonine kinase activity; zinc ion binding. The transcript has 13 exons. NCBI's taxonomy places the organism in Eukaryota, Metazoa, Platyhelminthes, Cestoda, Cyclophyllidea, Taeniidae. The record is from RefSeq and is a predicted model, not a curated record.